Molecule: messenger RNA, 1527 nt
Organism: Manis pentadactyla (Chinese pangolin)
Lineage: Eukaryota; Metazoa; Chordata; Mammalia; Pholidota; Manidae
Gene: TMEM158
Product: transmembrane protein 158
Exons: 1
Coding region: 1-888 (295 amino acids)
Molecular function (GO): peptide binding
Source: RefSeq, a predicted model, not a curated record
AUGCUGCCCCUGCUCGCCGCGCUGCUGGUCGCCGCCUGCCCACUGCCGCCCGCCCGCGGCGGGGCAGCUGACGCGCCCGGUCUCCUUGGGGCACCCCCCAACGCCUCCGUCAACGCGUCGUCCUCUGGCGAGCCCGCCGCGCCGCCGCUGCUGGCCUCGGCGGCUCCCGCGCCCCCCGAGCGCCUGGGCCCGGAGGAGGCGGCGGCGGCGGCGCCGUGCAACAUCAGCGUGCAGCGGCAGAUGCUCAGCUCGCUGCUCGUGCGCUGGGGCCGCCCGAGGGGCUUCCAGUGCGACCUCCUGCUCUUCUCCACCAACGCGCACGGCCGUGCCUUCUUCGCCGCCGCCUUCCACCGCGUCGGGCCGCCGCUGCUCAUAGAGCACCUGGGUCUGGCGGCGGGUGGCGCGCAGCAGGACCUGCGACUCUGCGUGGGCUGCGGCUGGGUGCGCGGCCGCCGUCCCGGCCGGCUCCGGCCCGCCGCCGCCGGCGCCACCGCCGGGGCGCCCACCGCGCUACCCGCCUACCCCGCGGCCGAGCCCCCUGGGCCGCUGUGGCUGCAGGGCGAGCCGCUGCAUUUCUGCUGCCUGGACUUCAGCCUGGAGGAGCUGCAGGGCGAGCCGGGCUGGCGGCUGAACCGCAAGCCCAUCGAGUCCACGCUCGUGGCCUGCUUCAUGACCCUGGUCAUCGUCGUGUGGAGCGUGGCCGCCCUCAUCUGGCCUGUGCCCAUCAUCGCCGGCUUCCUGCCCAACGGCAUGGAGCAGCGCCGGACCACCGCCAGCGCCACAACGGCCGCCCCCGCCGCAGUGCCCGCGGGGACCACUGCCGCCGCCGCCGCUGCCGCCGCCGCUGCCGCCGCCGCGGCUGUCACCUCGGGGGCGGCGACCAAGUGAGCCGCUCCGCUCCUCCCCGCGUCCGCAGGGUGUCCGCGCUUUCGGGUGCCUUCCCGCCGGAGACUCGGCAAGUGUGCUUCGUGCUGUAGUGACCAUUAGUUUUUCUUCGGGGGAGGGGGCCGCCACAGAGGCCCAACACGGUUGAAAGCCAGGUUCGUGCCGCGCUUCUUGUUGCAAAAGCAGAGGCAAGCCCUUUCCCUGAAGGGUGGGGUCCGCUUAGAAGAUACAGUUGGGAAACGGGCCCUUUCCCCUCUGUUGCAUCCUCUACCCUCCUCCCUCCCUGCACCCACGUGCCCUGUAUUCAUGGCAGAAAUGACCAAAUCCUGUGUAUUUGUUUUAUAUAUUUAAUAACUGUUUUAAAUGAAAAUUUUAGUAAAAAAAAAUAUCAAAUUGCUAUUGCUGUAGUAAGAGAAGCUCUUUGUAUCCAAACAUAGUAUUUGAAGUUUGUUGUUUUUUAAUUUAUUUAAAUGGGUUUGGGGUUGGGGGCAUGGGAAGGAUUUAACACCCACAUAUUGUUACCGCCUGAAAUGAACUUUAUGAACCUUUUCCAAGUGGAUCUAUCCAGUGACGUGGCCUAGUGGGCGUUUCUUCUUGUACUAAUGUGUUUUUUGGCUUUUAAUACAGACAUUUUCCUCCAAA